Molecule: messenger RNA, 2241 nt
Organism: Maylandia zebra (zebra mbuna)
Lineage: Eukaryota; Metazoa; Chordata; Actinopteri; Cichliformes; Cichlidae
Biological process (GO): regulation of DNA-templated transcription
Molecular function (GO): RNA polymerase II cis-regulatory region sequence-specific DNA binding; DNA-binding transcription factor activity, RNA polymerase II-specific
Source: RefSeq, a predicted model, not a curated record
CGGACCUGGGUGGAGCGAGAAGUACGUCCGCAACAUGGCCGCUGUUUGAUAAAGCUGAUUGAACUUAGAGGAAAAACACAAACUAAAGUACUGAUCUUAUGACGUUAAUAUCCAUCUGAUACCGGUGUCGAUGCUUGUAUCGAUCCGCUCAGCCUCAGCGGAAGCAGCGAUGAGUUCAGCUCAGUAUCUGAGAGAGUUCAUCAAGGAGAGACUAACUGCUGUUUGUGAAGAAAUCUUCUCAGAGGUUCAAAAAACCAUCGUCCAGUAUGAGGAGGAGAUCAACCGUCAGCACAGACUGCUGGAUAUCAGCCGGAAACCCGACAGAAACUCACACAUCACAGACUUCCCACGACAACGUGACUGCAAUGAAGAGGAGGGGAGGAACUCCAGUCUGGACCAGGAGGACCCAGAGCCUCCACAGAUUAAAGAGGAACAGGAGGAGCUCUGCAGCAGUCAGGAGGGAGAGCAGCUUGGACUGAAGCAAGAUGAAGGCAUUAUCGUCUGGUCCAGUGAAGAGCAGAUUAGACUGCUGGGGACCAUCUGCAAACCUGAGAUAAAGUUACACAGAAUAGACCUCCAACAGCAGCAUGUCUGUGAUGAGGAGAAGGUUGUCAGAGGUCAGCAGGUCUGUAACCAGGAGAGGAACUCUAGUCUGGACCAAGACGACCCAGAGCCUCCACAGAUUAAAAAUGAACAGGAGGAACUCUGCGGCAGUCAGGAAGGACAGCAGCUUGGACUGAAGCAGGAGGCUGAUGCCUUCAUGGACACCCUUGUUUAUCAGGAAAGUUACCACAGUGAACUGGAAUCAAACAGUGAGCAGCUCCUUUCUCACAGCUGUCCUGAAGUAGAAAGCAAGCAUGUAGUCUCAGGAUCAGCUAGAAAUAUAGCACUAAAGAGGAGGAGACGUCUCAGACUUGCUGACACAAGGGAAAAGUCUCUAAAAUGUGACACAUGUGGAAAAGCAUUUUACUUCCAAUCCCACCUGAGUGCACAUCUUAGAGUUCACACAGGUGAGAAACCAUAUUCUUGUAGCACCUGUGGGAAAAGAUUCAGCCACAAAUCAGCAUUGGAUAAUCAUAUAAGACGUUACACAGGCGAGAAGCCAUAUCUUUGUAUCACUUGCGGGAAAAGAUUUGUUCAGAAGUCUCAUUUGGAGCGUCAUGUGAGAAUUCAUACAGGUGAAAAGCCGUAUCCUUGUAUCACCUGUGGGAAAAGAUUUAAUCAGAAUUCAGAGCUGCAACGUCAUGUAAGAAUUCACACAGGUGAGAAGCCGUAUUUUUGUAAAACUUGUGGGAAAAGAUUUGCUGACUCAUCAGGACUCAUAAAACACAUGAGAUUUCACACAGGUGAGAAACCAUUUUCUUGUGGGAUCUGUGGAAAAAGUUUCAGUCAGAAAUCAGCAUUGGAAACUCAUGUAAGAACUCACACAGGCGAGAAGCCGUAUUCUUGUAGCACUUGUGGGAAAAAAUUCAAUCAGAAAUCAGGAAUGAAGUCUCAUGCAAGAAUUCACACAGGUGAGAAACCACAUUGCUGUAGCAGGUGUGGGAAAACCUUUAGCCAGACGACACACUUAAAGAAGCACAUGAGAAUUCAUACUGAUUAAAAGUUUAAAGCUUAGAACAUGUGGGACAGCUGUUAGUCAUAAUAGAGUGUUGGUUGUCGAGCUCACACUGAGCAGAAGUCAAACCACUGCAACACCUGAGUGAAAAGAUGAAUCAUAUUCAGGUCAGUAUUAUGUGGGUUCUAUUCCAGGAAGCAGGUUUAACUAACAACUGCAAGUUUGCUAAUCCUGACAUGAGGGAGAGAAAGAGAGUUAACUUUAACUCAGUGUCACUCACCAGGUUAAGAAACUCUUUGAACCUAACAGAUUUCAGCAGAUUUUCUUAAACAAACUAUGAAUUUGUGUAAGAAACUCAUAGUCACUCCUCCCAUUUGCUGCACCUGAACCUGCCAACUGACACUCCAGUUAAUUUCCUCUUUCAUAAUGUUGUUAACAACGCACAUUAAUCUGCUGGAAGUUUGUUCUUACAAAUUGUCAGUUAGAUGUUGCUUUGUAACAGCGAUUAUUGCAGAUUUAUUAAGAGCUGAGAAUAAGAGCAUAUAGUAGCAUAUACUAAUUUAGUUUCUGUAUUUCCAACUCUGACUUAGCAGAGCCAACUUUGAGUACAUUAUUGUAUUUUUGUAGUACGUCAUUGUCCUCUUUAAAGUUUUAGACCCAUAGAGCACAGGAUUAGCUAUACU